Messenger RNA from Dibothriocephalus latus, 990 nucleotides. Lineage: Eukaryota; Metazoa; Platyhelminthes; Cestoda; Diphyllobothriidea; Diphyllobothriidae. The record is from the annotation of a GenBank genome assembly.
GACCAGUCAUCCUCGAUCUCGGCGACGCACGGAUCAACCACCGUCUCCCCCACCUCCAGCUCCACUAACAACGCAAGACGUAGCACCAGCGGCACGCAGGAGGAGGGCGGAAGCGGCCAAACCACCGCCAUCGUGCAUAACACCCUGCGAAAGACGAAGUCGGACAUGAAAGUAAUUCACCGCUACUUUGUCCAGGUGAAGAACGACAAUCGCGAGAUACACGAGAUGCCCCCGGAAGACUUGAGUAGUUACAUUCAGGACUUCAUCCUCACGGCCAAAAAGAAGGACGGUCACGAAUACGAACCGGAGUCCUUGAAGGCGUUUGUCCACUCACUGGAACGACAUCUAAAGUACCACAACUACCCCCACUCCGUACUCAAAGACCCCGCAUUCGCUUCCGCCCGUCUGGUGCUCAGUCAACGGUUAAACGAAUUGCGCGCUCUGAGCCAAGCCAAUGGCGGCUCCGCUGUUCAUUCCGGCAGAUCUGCAGCACAUGGACGCAAUUCUACAUCGGCUGCUGAUGACUGCAGUCCCUACAAGGCAGCAUUUCUCUCCGAGAAGUGCCGUAGCGGUAGUGGUGAUGGUAGUGGAUUUGGAGGUGGAAAGCUGAUGAAAUCCCACCUGCUUAUGCAGAACGGCCUUCUUGGAUUCUCCAACCCGCAGCUGAACAUAGUUGGCACUCAAAAGCAUCGCAAUCUUACCUGGGGUCAGUUCCAGCUGGUUACCAACGCAAAUUCCCAGGAACUUUUACGUUUCACCUCUCGUUCCAAUCCCCCGGAGGUACGCUACUGUCAGGGCCACGGCGGCCCUAUGAGUGGCCGUCCCUUCAACACCUCCAGUACUUCCGGACUUACGGGCUUGACCACCGCGGACCUGAUGAUCCACUCUACCUGUGUCCUGACCCUGCCUGGGAGCGAGGAGGUCCCUGGUUUAGAUCCACAGCAGCUGGCGCCCAGCUACUAUCUCGAAUACCUCGAUUGCUGGGUUUGA